AUCGUAAAGUUUAUGUAGUGGGCGGAUUAGCCAUAAGGGGUGAUUUCUUCAUUAAAGUUGUAAAAGACAAAUUUACAAAAGGAAUUAAGAAUGUUAUGUGCCUGUGAUAAACGCAAUUUCAACGACAAUAAACCGCUGAGCACAUAGCGCAUAUUGGGAUCUGUUCUCGCCGAUUAUGAAAAGCUCUCCCCUUUUUGCUCUGACUUUAUCGUUCGUUCUCAGUGAAAUUUUCUUCAGCGAAAACAGUCUCACAGUUGAAUCUCCAUUGUGGAUCAUUAAGAGAAGUAAUAGCUGAGCAGCUUUAGGGUUUUGGAAUUUAGAGGUGACACAUGGAGAGUUCAGGUCUGGGAGGUCGGUUUUUGUCAGGUCCAACUGGUGGAUUGUUAGACUUAGAGUCACCAAUUCAUAGACAGCAGCAAACUCAGUUGGGAAAUCCCUCAUUGGCCCAUCAACAUCACAUGAACUUAAUAGGUGGACUUGCUCACGAUCAUCACUCCAUUGGAUUAAUGGAAGUUAAAGGUUCAACACCGAAAGGAUAUUCAACAAAUUUUGGUAAAGGGAAAGCAGUUAGUCCUUUUAGUGCCACAAAUAAUGGGAAUGGGAGUGAAGAUGAUGAACCGAGUUUUAUGGAAGAUGGGAACGGGGAGAGUUCAAGUGCAGCUAAGGGUAAGAACGGAUCAACAUGGCAACGAAUGAAAUGGACAGAUAAUAUAGUUAGGCUUCUUAUAGCAAUAGUUGCUUGUGUGGGUGAUGAUGGUCCAUUUGAGGGCGUUGAGGGGCUUAAGAGGAAAUCCGGGAUUUUGCAAAAGAAAGGCAAGUGGAAAACAGUUUCAAAGAUGAUGAUCAGUAAGGGCUGUCACGUUUCGCCACAACAGUGUGAGGAUAAAUUUAAUGAUUUGAAUAAAAGGUACAAGAGAUUGAAUGAGAUUCUUGGAAGGGGAACUAGUUGUAGAGUGGUGGAGAACCCUGCACUUAUGGACUCAAUGCCUCUUUCAGAUAAGGCAAAGGAUGAUGUUAGAAAGAUAUUGAGUUCAAAACAUUUAUUUUACAAGGAAAUGUGUGCAUAUCAUAAUGGGCAAAGGAUACCCAAUUGCCAAGAUCUUGAUCUACAAGGUUGUUUGUCACCUCUUGAAAGGUGCUCAAAAGACAAUAAUGGCUCAGAGGAGGAGGAAGCUGAGGGACGUGAUGAUAGUGAUGAUGAUGAUGAUGAAUCAGAUAAUGGAGAUGAUAAUAAUGCUAAUGAGGAUGUGGUGAGGAUGGAUAAGUAUUCAGAGAGGAAUAAAGUAAAUGAAGAGGAUGCCCGUCUUUGGUCUCAAUCAGGUGGGUUGAUUGGCUUUGAGGUUGAAAUGGCUGCGAUUUUUCAAGAUCCUGCAGUGUCAUUGUGGGAGAAAAAGGAGUGGAUUAAAAAGCAGAAGUUGCAGCUACUAGAGCAAAGAGUCAGCAUCCAAUCUCAAGCUUUUGAGCUUGAGAAGCAACGGUUCAAAUGGUUGAGAUACUGCAGCAAGAAAGAUAGAGAGUUUGAGACGUCAAGGCUGGAAAAUGAGAGGUUGAGACUAGAAAAUGAGCAAAGUAUAUUACAACUGAGGCAGAAGCAACUAGGCAUGGACUUUAGGAGCUCAGAAACAUCUCGAGAACCCACUUCCCUUGGUAUUGACAGACUGCAAGGAAGAGAUCAAAUUGAUUUGGGCAGGCAUUAAUAGCAAUCCACUCCAGAUAUUCUGUAAGAUGUUGCACAAAAGAAAUUCUUUAGCCUUUUGUAUAUACAUUAACUAACCUUGUGUACCUCGCGUGUCAAUUUAGAUUAACCUUAGUAAUAUAUGAUAUCUUUGUUUAGUUGAGCUUUUUUCCAUGAAAUUGAAAAGUUCAUUGCUGCAGCAUUGUAGUACUAAAACUAUCAUGUCCACUCACCCCCUGUCUCGCAUUGUAGUGCUAAAACUAUCAUGUCCACUCACCCCGUCUCGAGCACAUUUCUUUAAGCCAGAAGCUUACAGAGAAUGGAAGCACCCACAAACGGUGGAGAACCUUGGAUAGGUCCAUUUUUUGUGUAUCAUUUGGCUACCUCUCUUGCCCAUAUUAAAAUUGUUUGUAAUGUGGGAGAACUUCUUUGUUUGCUACUAUAUUCAGUAUAUGAUUUCAAUGUACUGAGGAGAUGUGCUUUCAAACACACUCAUUUAUGACAACGGAACACGUGUAGUUUGUUUCCUAA
Jatropha curcas is the source of this 2206-nucleotide messenger RNA. RefSeq lists its product as uncharacterized. The record is from RefSeq and is a predicted model, not a curated record. Lineage: Eukaryota; Viridiplantae; Streptophyta; Magnoliopsida; Malpighiales; Euphorbiaceae.